AUUUGUAUUUCAAUUCUAUUUAACCCUGAUACAGAUUAUGCAUUUUACCAACUUGCCAGGACACACAAAACAAUCUUAAAAAACGGUAGCAGCAACAUGGACCGCCAAUUCCGGAGCUUGCAUACCAUGUGAGUCGACAUUUUUACCCGAGAUUUAAUAGCCUGAGCUGAACUGCCUAUUGGAAUUCUAACGCGGGCCAAAGCACAUAUUUCUAACGGUGAACCGUGGCACGCUGUUGGUUAAAUAGCUACUAUGGUGCUGUUGCGAAUAUAAAGCUAAGAUCCACUAUACAAGUAUUGGCGAGUGGGCCUACAUCCGAGUCAUGAAAGCAAACCAAGACACAGAGUGGUGGGCGCUUCCUUGGAAAAUUCAGGGGCUUUAGGCAGUUAAGAGGAAGCUGUAUUUGCAAGCUGAUCUACUUUCUCUGUCUCCAUCUGCUUCUGUUCCAUUAGUUUUUCACAUUUAUCAUUUCUUUCGAUCUAUCAGACCUCAAAUUGGACCGCAUCUUGUCCUUACAACAACUGCUAGCAGAAAACAAGAUGCCGGUAUCCUAGAACUAUUAUAAGAAAUCAAAUACUUUCACAGAUGAUAUUCUCAUCCUAUUUUGAUUAGCGGAAGCAUGCAAGUUCCAUGUCGCUCAUUCGGAUUCAUGAUGGUAAGUAGUAAGUAGGAUUUGACUUCGAGAGAGGUUUCUUGAGCCAAUUGCCAGACAAAUUGCAAGAUCUCGAUUCUAGCUUAUAAUUGAACCACCCAAGAUCAUUUGUUCAAAAAUUGAGAAUCGCAUUUCUGAUUAGUUCUUUGACACAUCUUUUCAAAAGUAGAGAUCUCCAAAAGGGGCAAGGCCACUUUCCAUAUCCUCUGUUCAAGGACUUGAUUUCGGAAAUAUGUUCAGCUCAUACUAGAUCAAAAAUAAGCAGUCCAGCUAGUUAGCAUCAGCUGUUUUGUUUAGCAAUUCAAGCCAUCGCCUUCUGUUUUGGGACUGCGUCUUGACCGGAAAGACCUCAGAAAUAAAAAAGAAAGACCAGGAGUGCCCACUUGUUAUUUGGACUUUCAGCAUUACUUGACUUGGUUUAAUCCAAUUUCUCCACAAGUACGUCACAAUCCUGAAACUGCAAAACCAUGUACUGCCCUUUGAUCCCAAAACCGUCUUUCUUCCAAUCAAUUAAAACAAGACAAAACUUAUCAUUAUCUCAUUAAUGAAUGCACUGUCGAAGGUAUAAAUAAGCUUGUCCAUCACUUCCUCAUGGCUCAAACCCAAACAAGAAAAAUCUAUCCAAGUCCUCUUCAAUCUUUAGUAGAUGUUUCCUUCAUUAUCUCUGAUGUCUCCUGCUGGAAAAUGGCUAGGAUUUGUGACUGCAAUUUGGGUCCAAGCCAUUGCAGGCAACAACUACACGUUCUCCAACUACUCCGAUGCGCUCAAAUCUCUCAUGGCACUCACGCAGCUCGAGCUCAACAAUCUAUCUGUGGCUAAAGAUGUCGGCAAGGCGUUUGGGCUAGUCUCUGGCCUUGCCUCGGAUCGAUUUCCAACGUGGAUUAUACUUCUAAUUGGAUCUUUGGAGGGUCUAAUAGGCUACGGAGCUCAAUGGCUUGUCGUGAGCCAGCGGAUCAGCCCUCUUCCCUACUGGCAGAUGUGCAUAUUUCUGUGCAUGGGCGGAAACAGCACGACGUGGAUGAACACGGCCGUUCUAGUGACUUGCAUGAGGAACUUCCCUAAGAGCCGAGGACCGGUCUCAGGGAUUCUCAAGGGAUACGUGGGGCUAAGCACAGCGAUAUUUACCGAUGUUUGUGCCGCUCUCUUCUCCUCCGACCCGUCCACUUUCCUCCUCAUGCUUGCUGUAGUUCCCACAGUAAUCUGCCUGGUUGCCGCUGUUUUCCUCCAUAAAACCACGCCUGAAGAAGAAAAGAGUGAGACGCAGCACUUGAAUGCCUUUAAUGUGAUCGCCAUUGUUCUGGCCUCCUAUCUAUUGGCCUUUGACAUUAGUGGUAGUCAUGGUCCCGUUCUUUCUGUAGCAUUUGCAAUAGGACUAGUAGUCUUACUUGCUCUGCCAUUAGGUGUUCCCGUAUACUUUGGUAUGUCCGUGUCAAAACCAAAUUCCGAUAUUGAACAAGCAAUCAGACAGCCACUUAUUGCCCCACCAACAAGGCAAGAAGAUUUGGUGACUGUGAUGGAAACUGCCGCUCAAGGAUCUGUCCAGGCAAAGCGCCAGCCAAUGAUUGGGGAGGAUCACACAGUUUUGGAAAUGGUGAAGACGGUCGAUUUCUGGAUACUUUUUGUAUCGUUCCUAUGCGGGGUGGGCACGGGAAUGUGCUUCAUGAACAACAUGGGACAGAUGGGGCUCGCGCUGGGCUACGUUGAUGUGUCGAUCUUCGUCUCUCUCACCAGCAUCUGGGGAUUCUUUGGGAGGAUCAUCUCGGGAUUGGUGUCAGAGCACUAUAUUUGGAAGCAUGGAGCACCGAGGCCUAUCUGGAAUGCGGCUUCACAGAUACUGAUGACUCUAGGAUACAUCAUCCUUGCCGUGGCCUUGCCAGGAUCGUUCUACAUGGGCUCGAUUCUGGUGGGCAUAUGCUAUGGCGUCCGCCUCACCGUGACUGUUCCAAUCGCAUCGGAGCUGUUUGGCCUCAAAUACUAUGGCCUUCUGUACAACAUCCUAAUUCUCAAUCUUCCACUAGGUUCUUUCCUCUUCUCUGGCCUGCUUGCGGGUCAUCUUUACGAUAUUCAAGCCACCAUUAGCGACGGAGGAAGCAACGCUUGUGUCGGGCCACAGUGUUAUAUGCUCGUGUUCGUGAUCAUGGGCCUGGCUUGCGCGUUCGGUUUUGUGCUCGACGUGUUGCUCACAAUUAGGACAAAGAGCGUAUAUGCCAGGAUGUGCACCGAGCACAAAUCCAAGGCUCGAAUGGCGGAUGAAAAUUAAUCCUGCAUCAAGCAAAUCCUGAGAAAUCUUCUUCUCUUUUUCUUUUCAGGGGAAUUUAUUUAUUACUUUCCAAGAAUAAAUGAAUUCGAGUAUGUACAUAUGCUCUUCAAUUCACUGGCCUCGGAUAUGAGCAUUAGUUGUGAAGAAAAAUUAGUGAUUGAAAAUUUGAGUCUCAUUCUUGAUUG
Molecule: messenger RNA, 3097 nt
Organism: Syzygium oleosum
Lineage: Eukaryota; Viridiplantae; Streptophyta; Magnoliopsida; Myrtales; Myrtaceae
Product: protein NUCLEAR FUSION DEFECTIVE 4-like
Exons: 4
Coding region: 1299-2912 (537 amino acids)
Cellular component (GO): membrane
Source: RefSeq, a predicted model, not a curated record